AUGCAGCUAAGAGAGGACUGCGUCACGCUCCAUGAGAAGUUUAAGCGUGAGCAUGCUCUCAUUGAAAAUGAGUGCCCGGCGGUGUUGCUUAGAAAUGAGUAUUUCAGUCAGAGUGCGUUGGGAGCCGCGCAGCAGGCAUACUCGAGGUCAAUGAGAUCCAUAACCCGGCUGCUCGCUGCUCAUUCGGAUCCACAGACAAACUCAUCAGCGGCAGCAACUACUGUCAGUCACACUCAACGAGGCAAGCUCCUGGAGAUUAAGCUUCCGCAAUUCUCUGGCAACUACACAGAAUGGCUGCUGCAGGCCAAGAGACGCAUUCCACCGAUGCGUAUUGGCAGCGUUGGGUCGCUGAUGGAUUUAUCAACGGAGAGUCGAAAACUCCACAGGCUUAUUUCUGGCCUUGGCUCUGCUCAAGAGGUGCUGGAUGCCUUAUUCGUGGAUGAGCUGCUCCAAGCGUUGGAUCGACCCACCAAAGAGGCGUGGGGAACAUCGACAUCUGCAAGAGCCGACUUCCUGGCGUGCCAAGCCUUAGAGAAGUUUUUGAUCGAGCAGGCCCAAGCCUUGGAGAUGAUUGAUGCUCAGUCAACCAAGAGACAAGAUAACUCACCCACAUCUAGUAAGACUCGAUCCAAACCGAGCAAAGCUCAGCACGCUCAUACAGGUCAAACUCAACCGCUCGGCAACACUCAACCAGGCAGCAACGCACAGCAGAAUCGGGUUGGGAAUUCGGCUCGGUCGCAGGAUGACAGACCGGCUACUCCAGUGCUUCCGUGCACGUACUGCAACCAGCAACACUUUAUUGCUCGCUGUCCGGCAUUCGCAGCCCUCUCCAUUGACCAACGAUACCAGUUCGUGGAUGAAAAGCCUUUGUGCUUCAACUGUUUGGGCCGCCAUGCUGCUGCUAAGUGUAUGAACACGAAGAGAUGCCAAACCUGUGCAGUAGCCCAGGUACGUGCUCCAGCUGCACAUCAUCAUCUCAGGCUUCUCAUCGAUCAAGGUUCAGAAUUAUCAUAUAUUUUGGAAGAUGCUGUGAAGCGUCUGCAGCUGACGCGCACGAACGUCGAUGUGGUGCUACACAUCUCGCCUAGAAUAACAGCUCCACUACCAUCUUUUCAAUGUAAGACAAGAUCGUGGCUGCAUACGGAGAUUCUGGAGUUAGCUGACCCCCAUUUCUAUCUGCCACGAGACAUAAGCUUGCUACUUGGCACUGACUACUAUUCAGCUAUAAUCACCUCAGAUUUGCUCAGAGGUUCUUUAUCAGAACCUAUCGCUCAACGUACACUGUUUGGUUGGAUUUCAUCGGGUUGCGUUAACCACCCUCUUACAAAGAAUCAUAGUCACACUCACCAUGUCGUUUUAAAAAUAGAAAAUAAACUUCAGAAAUUACUCAUCAACUUCUGGAUUCAAAAAGAGGUCCCUUCAAAGUCAAGCUCGCAGCUUACACCAGAGGAACAAGAGUGUGAGGAACACUUUGUGCGAACUCACUCUCAGGAUAGCACCGGAAGAUACGUGGUCAAACUUUCUCUGAAGCAAUCUCCAUCUCUGCUGGGCAAUUCAGUCAACCGUGCUCGUAAAUACUUCGAUCGCACGGUGGCCAGGCUCAAAACAGACGAUAAGUCGGACAAGCUCUAUACAGAUUUCAUGAAUCAAUAUUUGAGUCUUGGCCAUAUGCGACCAGUGCCUGCAGAUGAGCUCAACAUCAAGCUUUAUUUUUAUGUGCAUCAUCACGGCGUAUUAAAGGAAGAUGGAGACAAUGCCAUAAUCAGGGUGGUUUUCAAUGGAUCAGCCCUUAUUUCCUCUGGACAUUCACUCAAAAGCAUAACUCACACGGGACCUAAUCUACUGCCCAUCAUAACAGAUAUACUCUUCUGGUUACGCACAUUCAAAUGGACUUUCUCUGUGGACAUCUCCAAGAUGUAUCAUCAGAUCAAGGUUUAUCCAGACGAUUGGGAUCUUCAGCGAAUUAUCUGGCAUAGCAAAACUCACGAGGAAGCUCACUUCCAGCUCACCACAGUGACCUACGGGACGAGGCUUGCUCCAUUUCUGGCCACACGCUCCCUACUGCAGCUGGUGAAGGAUGAAGGACACCGUUACUCCAAGGCGGCCCGGAUUCUCACCAGCGGCAGAUAUGUGGACGACAUUUUUGGUGGAGCGGAGACUCCAGAUGAGUUGAACGAGCAGGCCCUCCAACUCAAGGAGCUGUGCAUGGCAGGCGGAUUGUCCCUGGCUAAGUGGCACUUAAACUCGCCAGGAUUCAGUUACUCAAACUCCAUGCACCUUAAGCCUCUCAGUCAAACUCCAACCAAGAGAAUAAUUCUUUCAGAAACAUCUCAAAUCUUCAAUCCUCCUGGAAUAGUUGCUCCAGUGAUUGUUGCAGCCAAACUCAUCAUUCAGGAAUUGUGGCUACCCAAAAUUACAUGGAAUACACCCAUAACAGAUGCUCUCGCUCAGAGGUGGCUACAAAUACGAGAUGAUCUAGCCAAACUCUCUGGAGUGACGGUUCCUAGAUGGCUUGGAGCACAUCUUUCUUCUGCAGUGGAACUCCAUGGCUUUGCUGAUGCGUCUCAGGAUGCUAUGGGUGCUGUGAUUUACCUGGUGAUGAAGUCAGACUCAUCCACGUCAAGCUCAUACGUCUGCUCCAAGACGAAAGUAUCACCACUGAAGAGAAUGUCAAUACCAAGGUUGGAGUUGACAGCAGCUUUCUGGCUAAACUCACUUAAUUCGUUAGUCACACUCUAUUGGAUCCCUUCUCAUCCAAAUAAGUGGAAGGACUACGUCAGAAAUCGAGUUGCAGCAAUUCAGGAUCUGGUCCCUGCAGCACAUUGGAGACAUGUCCCUGAAAAGGAGAAUCCUGCUGACUGUGCCUCUAGAGGGAUUCUCACUUUACAGUUGAUUGAGCAUAGGCUCUGGUGGUAUGGACCAAAGUGGAUGAUACAGCCCCAGAAUAGUUGGGCCUCUGCAGCCGAGUAA
Copidosoma floridanum is the source of this 2970-nucleotide messenger RNA. RefSeq lists its product as uncharacterized. The record is from RefSeq and is a predicted model, not a curated record. Lineage: Eukaryota; Metazoa; Arthropoda; Insecta; Hymenoptera; Encyrtidae.